Messenger RNA from Brachypodium distachyon (stiff brome), 2809 nucleotides. RefSeq lists its product as uncharacterized. The record is from RefSeq and is a predicted model, not a curated record. The coding region runs from base 179 to 493 and encodes 104 amino acids. NCBI's taxonomy places the organism in Eukaryota, Viridiplantae, Streptophyta, Magnoliopsida, Poales, Poaceae. The transcript has 5 exons.
UCGACAGACCUUCAGAGCAGAGAGGAUGGGAACGCGGGGGAAGGGGAGGCGGCGAUUUUGCUCGCUGGAGGUUGUCUUCCCCGUCCGGUGAGCUUCCCCUUCAUUUUCUGGUGUUCCCCGUCCUCCCUCCUCCGUACGGCCCUCGCGGGGACGGCGUCAUCGUGGCUGCUCAACCUCGAUGGAGACGGCGCCGCGAGCGGCCCUCGAAGCGCCUCCGGGCCAACCUAGAGGCGGUGGCUUCUUCUCUUCCCCGUCCGGGCGGAUAAGGAGAGGUCGGGUGGUUUCUGCAUUUGUGCUCGUCGGCGGCAAAGUUUGUACGGUCUGCGCGUGUCGAGGCGAAGGCAGCAGAGGCGGCCGCUUUCUCUUCGGUUUAACUCAUAUCUGGUCAAUGGCGGAGUAUGCUCACGCGCGUCUGCAUCCCACGGAAUCGAACAUGUUGGUAAUUAUUCAAAACCCACUGCACUACUACUGCCGCAAUGAUAUCACAACGUGAUUUCAAGUUCUUUAGUGGCUACUUUUAAAAAUCUUAUGUGUUCAUUACAUAUUCUUUAAGAAUUUCUAAGAUUGCACUCCCCUUGAAUUGUAGUUGCAUGAAGAAAGCUCUGCAAACACACUUUUACCGAGGCGCAUUUGCUAACUUUUUUUCCGGUCUAAAAACGCAACUUUACAUGUCCUUACUUGUACAUAUAUCUCUGCUAGGCAACCUCCUGCUGGUAGUUCUUCUGAACCUCAAUUGCAGCUUUUCUUUUUGAUUUGUUUUUGAAAUUCCAGCAUUCCAGAAAUGCAACUGCAAUUUAUUUUAAUUGGAAUUGCACCCCCCAAGAUACUCUGCCCCUGUACCUUGUAAACAUUCAGUUCUGUUUUGCUAUUAUUGCUAUUCAGUUUCUCUCUCUUUUUUUGCAAUUUGAGUUCGAAUUCUGUAUGAAUCCAAAGGUGUUGGCCAGAUCCCUUAACUACAAUUCGAGGUCUUAUGUCCUUAACUACAAAAAUCUGCAUCUGAAUUUUGGGAUAGUCUCCUUUCCCUAAAUGAGGUAACAUAAUCACUAAUUCUCUUUUGAGCCUUUGUGUCCUAGCUUUAAAGCUUCUAUACAAUAACUUUUGAUUGAUACCGGAUGAUAAACCAUUGGUUGAGUUUGGAUAUUUCCCAAGCUACUCUAUUCUCAAGGAUGCUGUACUUAACCGUGGAUAUCUACAUGAUGCUCUGUUCACUAAAACUUGCAUAUCUGAAAGUGUUCCUGCAGGUUGUUUCAAUACAUGUUUUGUUCCUUCACUAAUCUGUUGUAUCACUUUUGCGCAACAUAUUUGAUUUUGAGUCGUUAAUUUCAGUCUUGUGAUGGUGAACAUUCUAAAAAUCCCUUAUCCCUUAUCCAUAAGUGUGCAGCAAGGUGCCCAAAAUUGGCCACUAUUAGUGGAUAAAAUGAGUUCUUUCACUUCACGAUCCCAAACUCUGCCCACGUUAACACAAUAUUAGACAUGGGUUAGAAUCACUACCGUUGCAAUUGCAAUUUUUGAAAUUGCAAUUUCUAGUUUCUGUUCUUUUUUGCUUUCUUGUCUAUGGAUUUUGAUCCAAUUUGCACUACUUUUAGAAUUUAAUUGCACUCCUUCCAUUGCUGCAAUUCCAUUUAUUUCAAAUUGUAAUUCUUCUAUCUAUUUUUGCUUGUUUUGUCAUUAUGGAUUCUUUUAUCCAAAUUGCACUUAAAUUUAGAAUCAAUCGCAUUACUUCUACUGUUGCAAUUGCAUUUUUUGAAAUUGCAAUUAUCCAGUUUCUGUUCUUUGUUGCUUUCUUGUCUUUACGGAUUUUGAUCCAAUUUGCACUACUUUUAGAAUUUAAUCGCACUCCUUCCAUUGCUGCAAUUCCAUUUUUUUCAAAUUGUAAUUGUUCAAUGCUUCUAGCUAUUUUUGCUUGUUUUGUCAUUUGAAAAAUAAAAUCCGGUGAGCUCCCUUAUCAGGCGACUCUCCCGCAUGGGCGUGGCUGCCGCUUGUGCUCCCACUUCCUGCAUCAGCUCCGGUCCGACUCAGCGUCAUAGUUAUUGAAGUGCUGCAAUGUGUUUUAGUCAAAAUAUGGGUCUACUGAAUUUUUUAACAGUAGUAGGUGUUGUGCCUUGAUUCAGUUUCUUUUGUUGUGUCAAUCUACAUGCCAGGAUCUGUUCUCCCCUUCUGUUGUAGUGAAGGAUACGUUUUAGGUGUUCAAUUUUUUGAUAGUAAUAGGCGUUGUAUGCACAUGUUGUAGUUGCAAUGACACUUUUUGAUAGAUCAUAGGGGAACUGAAAUUUUAUAGCUGAUGAGAUCUCUUUGUUGCCUGUCAUGUGUAUGUUUUUGGGUUUCUGCCAUCGAUACAUUGGCUUCGCUGGACACCCUCCUCCAUUGUUAUCCUAUGGAGCUUCGUGGUUCAGGUAGAGAAGGGGAGAAGAGGGAAGAUGCUGGUAAACUGUUUGGGCUGUGUUUUGAUGGUGGGGUUGGCUGUGCUAACUCCUGAAGAACUAUUCGGCAGGGAGCAAUUCAAUUGUCUGAAGGAAGAAUUCAGCUACUCCUUUCGUUAUGCUUUUGGUGGCAAAAGCACAACUCCUUUUUUGAAUUGAUGUUUUCCUGUUUUGGCGUCAAAGGCAGCAUCUUGUUCAUUUGUUUACCAUAUUCCAGAGUAUCUUUGUUUACGUGCAUUAGAUUUGUGUUUUAUGGCUGAUACAAGAUGUGACUGGUUUUCUAGGAAUUACCAGACGACUGUUUUUCAGCAAAAAAAACAGGUGACUGUUUUGCAAACAAAAAACAGGCGUCUGGUUUUUGUCCCCAAAACAGGCAACUGUUUUGCUAA